Messenger RNA from Gongylonema pulchrum, 711 nucleotides. The record is from the annotation of a GenBank genome assembly. NCBI's taxonomy places the organism in Eukaryota, Metazoa, Nematoda, Chromadorea, Rhabditida, Gongylonematidae.
AUGUGCUUAGACCGCUUCCCAGGAAGUGCUAGAAGUCGUAACGAUUGCAUGCAGAUAUCUCGUGACAAGAAGAUCUCAAAUUGCUGCAAUGGUUAUGUGACUGCCCGUCACCAGCAUCCUAGCUCUCGUCAUGAGCAGUUCUCUGAUACGAUAUUCUGGACAAUAAAACUGGUGUUUCGUCAGGAGCAAGGAGAAGGGCCAGAAAGGGCGAUUAUUGAGUAUGAGCAUACAGUGAACAACAUACCGGAAAGCAUAUCGGUGGCAACACUUCUUCGACAGUUUAUUAAGCCAAAAAAGGUUGGACCAGUUGUUAGUGAAUCAGAUCUCGAUGCUGAAAAAUUGUUACCGUUCCAGAAAGCGGGUAUUGAGCAGCUUAUGGUCUAUAUGCCAGUUCCUUUGGACGGAAAGCAACGUUUUUAUGUGAUCGAUCCAUCAAAAACAAUUUUGGAUAAUACUCGUAACCGUUACAUUCUGGAGCAUCCAACUCUCAUUGUAACAUUGAACAGCCAGUUCGGUGACUACGUGAUGCUCAGUGAGCAAGAAUCACAGGAACUACGAGAGUUGCAGCGGCAGAAAAAUAGGGACGAAAAUGCUAAUGUUCGAUUUAACAACGUAUGGUUCAUCUUAUUUCUCUGGAGUCAGGAAGAUCAUAAACUUGCAAAGCUGCUCCUCUUUCAAAAAUCCGCCGAAACGGAUUUCCAUACGAACUGA